Messenger RNA from Nicotiana tabacum (common tobacco), 1311 nucleotides. Its product is annotated as adenylyl-sulfate kinase 3-like. Lineage: Eukaryota; Viridiplantae; Streptophyta; Magnoliopsida; Solanales; Solanaceae. Gene Ontology annotation, molecular function: adenylylsulfate kinase activity; ATP binding. The record is from RefSeq and is a predicted model, not a curated record. Gene Ontology annotation, biological process: sulfate assimilation.
CUACCGUCACACUGCCUAAAACCUGGGAGAAUCACAGAGCCUGACUAGAGUGCCUCCACUUUACUACAGUUUCCAUAUUCAUAAAUUUGGAAGAGGAAAGAAAACAAACUCCCAAUUCCAAAUUCAUAUUUCUGCUCUUCUUUCACAGGAAAGGCGAAGGGUGCUAUUUCUUGAUGUCUACAGUGGCCAAUCCUGCAAACAUAUUCUGGCAUGAUAAUCUAGUCGGUAAGACAGAAAGGGAAAAGCUGCUUAACCAACAGGGAUGUGUUGUGUGGAUUACAGGUCUCAGUGGAUCAGGAAAAAGCACAAUUGCAUGUUCCCUAGGUAGAGAAUUUCAGGCAAGGGGAAAGCUUUCGUACAUUCUUGAUGGUGACAACCUUAGGCAUGGUCUGAACAAGAAUCUUGGGUUCUCAGCAGAAAGCCGUGCUGAGAAUAUACGUAGGACUGGGGAAGUUGCAAAGCUCUUUGCGGAUGCUGGAUUAAUUUGCAUUGCAAGCCUGAUAUCUCCUUACAGAAAAGAUCGAGAUGCUUGUCGUGUGCUAUUGCCAGAUAAAAAGUUUAUUGAGGUUUUUCUGAAUAUGCCUCUACAAUUGUGUGAAGAAAGAGAUCCAAAAGGCCUCUACAAGCUAGCUCGUGCAGGAAAGAUCAAAGGUUUUACUGGAAUAGAUGAUCCUUAUGAACCACCUUUGAAUUGUGAGAUUGAAAUACAACAAAAAGAUGGACUAGUUCCUGCACCAAAUGAAAUGGCUGGGCAAGUAGUCUCUUAUAUGGAGGACAGAGGCUUUUUGGAAGCUUAGUAAGCGUGGCGUGCUUGCUGCAGAUAACAAGAAAAGACUCAGCAGAUGGAAUUGCCGAGAAUUUUUAGUUCUCUCCAUCUGUUUCUAACAUUACAUUUGCUGUUUGAUAUCAUCACUAUCUAUGUGCUACAGGGUUAGGAGGUCAGAGUACGGCUGGCUUGCUUCUUCCAAUUAGUUAGAUGUGUUACUUAGAUGACGAAUAUGCUACCUGUCAAUUUGCCACUUUCUUUAAGACAAUGUUGAAUGCCAGAGUCUCCUUAUAAGUUGAAGGUUUUUCAAGCAGAGAAAACAAGAAAGUCGGCAUUCCAUGUUUUUAUGGAGAAGCUACACUACCAAGGAGAUAUUCUUGUUGAACUCUCUUAGCAAAUUAAAGGCAUCUUCUGCUAAGGACUUGAACCAGUGGAUUUAAUUGGAAUUAUGCAGCUAGCUUGCUUAUUUUUUUGCUCUUUAGUGAUUAAUUUACUUUUCACUUAUCGGGAGUGAAAUGAUUCAGUCAAAGAUAUUCUUGCUUCUA